AUGGCAGCUAGCCCAGUGCUUCCCGCUGAAGGUGAGCAAGGGUCCUUGGGCAUCGAUGAUCUCCACAUUUCUCUGCAAGCUGAGCAGGAAGACACACAGAAGAAAACCUUUACUUGCUGGAUAAACUCACAGUUGGCAAAGCACUCACCACCCUCAGUUGUAUCAGACCUGUUCACAGACAUUAAAAAGGGCCAUGUCCUGCUGGACCUGCUAGAAGUGCUCUCAGGACAACAGUUGCCUCGAGAUAAAGGAUCUAAUACGUUCCAGUGUAGAAUCAACAUAGAACAUGCCCUGACAUUCCUAAAACAACGAUCAAUCAAGCUAAUAAAUAUUCAUGUUACUGAUAUUAUAGAUGGAAACCCAUCCAUUAUCCUUGGCCUGAUUUGGACAAUUAUACUGCACUUUCAUAUCGAGGAGCUUGCCAAGACUCUUUCUUGCAGUUACAAUCAACCUUCUCUGGACAGUAUGAGUGCAGCUGACUCAUCUCCUACCUCAAGUCCUCCUGCUAAGAAAUGCUCCAAAGCCCAAGCGAGAUGGCAGAUGUCUGCAAAGAAGGUACUUCUCUCGUGGGCUCAGGAGCAGUGUGCCACGGAUGAGUCUGUCAAUGUGACAGAUUUUAAGUCAAGCUGGAGAAAUGGAAUGGCUUUUUUGGCUGUCAUUCAUGCCUUGCGACCAGACCUAAUUGACAUGAAGAGUGUGAAGCAUCGAUCCAACAAAGACAAUCUGCAAGAGGCCUUCAGAAUUGCAGAACAAGAAUUAAAAAUCCCCAAACUGCUGGAACCAGAAGAUGUGGAUGUUGUUAAUCCUGAUGAAAAGUCAAUCAUGACCUAUGUGGCACAGUUCCUGCAGUAUUCAAAGGGUAAACUUGGGACUGGAGGUCAAGCUCAGGAAAAGACAAAAGAAGCUUUGGUCUGGUUAACUCAACAAGAGGAAAAACUACAGAAUGCACAAAAGGAUUCAGACAAUGAAACCUACUCUAUAAAGUCUGAAAGCCUGAUGUCCUUUUUGGAAUCAUUCAAUGAAGGAAAAAAACCCUUCUUGGACGUCCUGUCAAUAAAAGGGGAUCUGGAUGAGCUGAAUGAAGAUCAGUUACAAUUGAGAGAAGCCUGGAAUGACCUCAGUGCCAAGAUUAAUAUGUGGGAAAAAAAGCUGCAUCAUGUCUUACCCUCACCCCUUCAUCAAAUUGAAGCUUGGCUCCAGGAGGUAGAGGAGCUUAUGGAUGAAGAUUUGCCACCCUCCUGGAAUGACGCUGAAGCCAUGGCACUCAUACAAGAGAAAAUGACUUUAUUCAAGAAUCUGAUGGAUAAAUUUGAUUAUCAUUCAAACACUCUCCUGGAAUUUGAAAAUAUGGAUGAAAACCAUUUGCCAUUGGUACCACCUGAGAAGUUGGAGGAAUUGAAGAGACGAAUCAACAACAUUUUAGGAAAAAAAUACAUUCCACUUCUAGAAUUUCAUUACUAUAAGUGCUCAGUACUUGGUUUGCUGGAUGAAGUAAAAUCAAAAUUGGGUGCUUGGAACAUCAGAUAUGGGACCAGAGAAUCCGUGGAAUUCCUGCUAGAAGACUGGCAUAAAUUUAUUGAAGAAAAAGAGGUCCUAGCUGAACUUGAAAAUUCUUUUCAAAAAUGUGAAGAAAGUCAUAAGAAUUUGGGUGGUGAAUAUCAGGAUAUUAGUAAACAAUAUGGAAUGGUGGAAUAUAAUCUUUGUAUGUGUAGAAAAAAUAUACAUGAUAUCAGGUCCACUCUACAGAAAGUUCUAAAGUGUUGGGCUACUUAUGUGGAAAAACUCCACUUAUUAAAGACUUGUUUUGAGGAGACAAAGAAGGCACAGAUUAAAGAGGUUCCCUUUGAGACACUAUCCCAGUGGAAUCUAGACCAUGUUACUUUAAAUGAAGUGGGGACUUUCUUAAUUCAAGUGAGCAAUGAUGAAGUUGGAUUAUCUAUUUCUAAAGAACUGAGAAGACUGAAUAAAAGAUGGAGAAAGUUUAUUACAAAAACCCAACUUGAAAUGAACCUGCCACUUAUAAAAAAACAGCUUGAGCCCAUGCUUGACAGUUCUGGAAAUUUACAGCUAUCUAAAGAGGAAAAAACAAAUGUUGAUUUUUCAGUGGAUAUGUCAAUAGAAUGUCCUGAAAAUCACAAUCAAAACAUACAGGCUGGGGAAGAACAUGAAAAAGAAAAGGAACAAUUCACAGAGCAAGCAAAAGUGGCUGAAGAGGUUGAAAGACUCAUCAGUCAAGUGGAAACCUGGGAGGCAGAAACCAAGUCUGUUUUACAUAUUCUGAGAAAUCAAGAUGAUGUUGAUCCUACAAUGGAAGGCUCUUUGAAGCACCUUAUUGCCAAAGGCUCUAUGUAUGAAGAACUUGUAUCUAGAACUGAAGAUACUUUACACAUGGAUGUACAAAAUAUCUCAAGCCAGGAGUCCUUCCAACAUGUUCUCACUGCUGGACUUCAGGCAAAGAUUCAAGAAGCUAAAGAGAAAGUUCAGAUCAGUAUGGUCAAAUUAGGUGUGGUGUUGAAGAAUGCAGCUGAGGUUUCACCAGACCUGGAUGUCAGGCUGAAGGUGGAAGAAUCACAGAAGGAACUUGAAUCAUACAUUAUGAGGGCUGAGCAGCUACUUGACCAAAGAGAGAGCCAGAGUGAUCUGAUUUCAAAAUAUAAGGAAGCAAUAGCCAUUUUUAAUACUAAAAGUCUGACCAAAUACUUGAAAGCUGUUGAAGAACUGAAAAAUAAUGAAACCGAGGAAGCAAAACUGUCUUUGGAAGCAAAGAGCAGAGAUGUCUGUGCCAAGUGGGAGCCUCUUCAUCAUGAAAUGUCUUUGUAUUUUCAACAACUAAAUAUAGAUAUUGAAAAAGGAAAACUUAGUGACAGCAUUUCGAAGCUGGAAAAGCAAAUAAAUAAGGAGAAGAAACUAAUCCGCAGAGGCAGGACCAAGGGUCUCAUCAAGGAACAUGAGGCCUGCUUUUCUGAGGAAGGCAGUCUGUCCCAGCUUGAUCACCACAUGGCAGUCCUGCGGGAGCUAUGUGAGGAGCUGGCUUCACAGGACAGUCAGCAAGAAGUGAGGCGGGCGCUCAGAGACUAUGAACAAAGAAUAGCAAAACUGCGGAGGUGCGCCUUAGAGGUUCACGGGAUGCUGCAGUCCGUGGUGGGAGGCACAUCGAAGAACAAGGGGUCGGUGAACACAUCUGAGAAUGGAGGAAGUGGUGCCUGCAGUGAGGAGCCCUCUGCUGAGACCCUUCAUCAGCCACCCCCCGAAAAGGCAAUGGAAUCUAAGACUCUUGGCCUGGAGUCAGAAUUAAUGCCUCAACAGGAAAAGAACAUUAUGAAGUAUGAAAAGGAUCACAGUGCAUCCAUAAGUAGUUUACUAGAAAGGUAUGAUGUGCACAGAGAAACACUUGCCGUUCAUCUUGAAAACAACAAAUUCAGAAUUAAUUCUGCUUUCCCUAGUGACAAGGAAAGAAGUAGUGCUUGUUUCCAGGAUAAACUCACAGAUUUGCAGGUGUUAAAAGAUGAAACCAAUGCUUACUUGAAAAAGUUUGAAAUCGCUUCACUGAAGUCAGAAGAGCUUGUGAGUGAUAUAAACAAGUCUUUCUUGGUUAAAACAAGGGACAAAUUAAAGGAAAAAGAGCGAGAGCUGCAGGAGAUGCUGAAUACCAGAAUGAAGUCUUUGGAGACAGCACUGAAGAUUGUGUUACCUGUAGAGAAAGAAUGUCUUCAUCUCUGUGGCUCAGACCUGCUCCUUCAUGAAAUGGCUGUUCAGGAAUUUCACCUGGCCAAUGCCAGUGCCUUUUAUCAAAACUUGAGGAAUAUCCAAGAUUUCAUAGCAAAACAGAUUGAAAGAUGUAACAGUUUGGAACAAUCAGGCAACUUAGCACUGAUGGAGUUGCAGCCACUUGAUCUACAGGCAACACAGAAUAUUCUAGUAAAACACAGAACACAGCUUGAAGAAGUACUUCACAGAGUGCAGAUGACGCAGGAUGCCAUCAAAGCUUUGGAAGAGUUUUUGGCCUCUCUGAGAACAACUAAAAACUCAGUUGAGCUUGCUACAGACCUUUCAGCCUCAGAGACACAAGGGGAGCUGGAAAAUACUUCAACAGAAAAAGAGGGAGAGAUUCAUCACUUGAAACACAAGGCCAGGCAUUUGGAUAAACACUUGAAGAUGCUUGGUGUAAGCUUUAAAGAUGCUGAGCAGGGUGAAGACAGCUCCUGUGAAAAGCUUCUUAAUGCUUUGUCUGAGCAAUUAUUUGAGACACGUGGCUAUGGCUUACAGGAAGAACUCUCUGAAGACAAACUACUAGAGAUUUGUAUUUUCAAAAAUAAUGAGCUUCUGAAAAACAUUCAAGAUGUAUACAAUCAAAUCAGUAAAAUUGGUCUGAAGGACCCAACAGCUCCAGCUGUAAAACAACGGAAAAAAUCAUUAAUUAGAUUGGAUAAGGAUCUAGAUGAAUAUGAAGAAGAGUGGAAAUACUUGCAAGAAAUGGCUGCUUCUCUUCCACAAUUUGAAGAUGGCAGAGAGCAAGCACUGAUUCAGCAGUUCCAAAAUACAGCACUCCAAUGGGAGAACACGAAAGCUUCCAUCACUGAAAGCCUUGACCAAUGUGAAAGAGUUUUGGAGCUCUUAAAACAAUAUCAGAAUUUUAAAAGUGUCUUGACAACUUUGAUUCAAAAAGAAGAGAAUGUCAUCUCCCUUCAGGCUUCGUAUAUGGGAAAGGAGAACCUGAAAAAAAGGAUAGCAGAGAUUGAAAUUGUCAAAGAAGAGUUUAAUGAACAUUUAGAAGUUGUAGACAAGAUUAACCAGAUCUGCAAAAAUCUACAAUUUCAUCUGAAUAAAAUGAGAACAUUUGAAGAGCCUCCUUUUGAGAAAGAAGCUAAUAUUAUUGUGGAUAGAUGGCUUGAUAUAAAUGAGAAGACAGAAGACUACUGUGAAAAUCUUGGUCGAGCUUUAGCCUUGUGGGAAAAACUUUUUAAUUUGAAAAAUGGCAUUGAUGAGUGGACUGAAAAGGUUCUUCAAAAAAUAAAAUUAUUUCCACCAACUGAAGAGGAAAGAGAAAAACUGAAGGAAGAGUUACAAGCCCACGAACAGAAAUCUUCAGAUUUUUCUAAAAGAGUGGCCAAGAUACAGUUUCUGCUUCAAAGCAGUGAAAUACCUCUUGAAUUGCAGGUUAUGGAAUCCUCUAUGUUGAAGAAGAUGGAACACAUAAAGACACUUCUAAUUGGAGAAUCCAACUGCUGCGCCCUUGGUGGCAGCACAGCUGAGCUAAAGGAGGACCUUGAUCAAGCAAAGACCCGGAUUGGAAUGACGGAGUCCCUCUUAAAAGCCCUUUCUCCUUCUGACAGCUUGGAGAUAUUUACCAAGCUAGAGGAGAUACAACAGCAAAUUCUACAGCAAAAGCACAGUAUGAUACUACUUGAGAAUCAAAUAGGUUGUCUGACUCCUGAACUCUCUGAAUUAAAAAAGCAAUAUGAAAGUGUCAGUGAUUUAUUUAAUACCAAAAAAAGUGUUUUGCAGGAUCACUUUUCUAAGUUACUGAAUGAUCAGUGCAAGAACUUUAAUGACUGGUUCAGCAACAUCAAAAUGAACCUUAAGGAGUGUUUCGAAUCACCAGAAACCAAAAUGGAUGUGGAACAAAGGCUACAAAAGCUUUCUGAUUUCUUGACUCUUGAAGCAAGAGGCAGUGAAAUACAGCAAGUGGGAACUGUAUUGAAGCAUGUGAAGAAGCAUCUGCCCAAAGCACAUGUGAAGGAGCUUAACAGUUGGAUAGUAAGUCAGGAAAUUGAAUUAGAAAAAUUGGAGUCCAUAUGCCAGGUGCGAGCAAAGGAGCUUGAUGACCACUUGCAGCAGCUACUGAGACUGCAGGAUGACCAAAGAAACCUGAGUAUGUGGUUGACUAAUCAAGAAGAGAAUUAUAAAGAAAUGGAAGAAUCUGGAGAGAAAACGGAGCUAUUUUGCCAAGCUCUCACUAGAAAGAGGGAACAGUUUGAAUCUAUGGCUCAGUUGAACAACUCCUUGAAGGAACAUGGGUUUACUGAAGAAGAAGAAGAAAUACUAACAGAAUCAACACAUUUGAUUGAUAGAUACCAGACAUUAUUGAGACAAUUAUGUGAAAUUGAGGAAGAGGAUAAAUUACCUCCUACUGAAGACCAAAGCUUUAAUGAUCUUGCACAUGAUGUAAUUCAAUGGAUAACAGAGAUUAAAGAGUCCCUUAUGGUUUUGAAUUCAUCUGAAGGCAAAAUGCCACUUGAGGAAAGAAUCCAAAAAAUAAAGGAAAUCAUUUUACUAAAACCUGAAGGGGAUGCUAAAAUAGAGACCAUCACGAGCCAGGCUGAGGCCAGCAAUGCUGCACUGGUUCCAAAGACCCUUGCUGACAUCAAGGACCAAUGGGACUCCACACUGCACUUGGCAGACACAUAUCUGAGCCAUCAAGAAAAGCUUCUUUUAGAAGGAGAGAAGUACCUACAAAGUAAGGAAGACCUGAGAUUAAUGCUCACAGAACUUAAAAAGAAACAAGAGGUGGGCUUUGCCCUGCAACAUGGUUUGCAGGAAAAGACAGCUCAGCUCACAAUUUAUAAGAAGUUUCUCAAGAAAGCACAAGAUUUGACCUCCUUGCUAGAGGAACUAAAAUCUCAAGGAAAUUACCUUUUAGAGUGCACAAAAAAUCCUAAUUUCAGUGAAGAGCCAUGGCUAGAAAUAAAGCAUCUACAUGAAAGUCUUCUGCAGCAGCUACAGGAUUCUGUGCAAAAAUUGGAAAAUGAUGUUCAGGAACACCACAGCUACCAGGUUUGUGUCACAGAGCUAAAUACUGCACUGGACAAUUUCUCAAAGGACUUCCACAGUUUUUCUGAUAAGCCUUUGGAUCAAACCACAAUUGAAGAGAAGCUGCAGAAGCUGCAGGAACUAGAAAACAGACUCAGUUUACAAGAUGGCACAUUAAAGAAGAUUCUAGCGUUAGCAAAAUCCAUCAAGCAAAAUACAUCUUCAAUGGGACAGAAGAUUAUUAAAGAUGAUAUAAAAUCACUUAAGUGUAAACAAAAAGAUUUGGAAAACAGACUUCAGUCUGCUAAACAGGACACAGAAAAUGGUCUCAACAACAUUCUCAAAUCAAAAUGUUCAACAGAAAAGAAAGAAAAGUUUGCUCUGCCAGGUGGAGGGAUGGAGGUCACUUGUGAUGUGCAGGGGUCCACUCAGGACUCAGCUGCAGUGGAGUCGUUAGAGGAAGGCUUGGGAGUAAACAAGAAUUCAGCUGUGGAAAUGGUUUUGUCAAAACAACUUUCUUUCGAUGUUCAAGAAAGCAUGAAAAACACUGAAGAUGAACAGAAAGUCAACGAGCUGCAAAAUCAACCUUUAGAAUUAGAUGUUAUGUUAAGAAAUGAACAAUUAAAAGCCAUAGAGGAGUUACAUUCCCAGUUGGAGGCAAAGAAAGCAGCUAUUGAACCAUUGGAACAAACUGAGGACCUCAACAAAACAGAAACAGGUGCCGUGGUUGCCAGGUAUUCCACACAACAUUUGGACAACCUGCUUCAGGUACUUAGGACUUUGAAGAAGAACAAAGAAAGACAAUACUGUCUCCUUAAAGAUUUUCAGGAGCACCUUGCUGUAGUUGAGUCCUCAAUGAAAGCCUUGAUGACAGAAAAAGAAAGUCUAAAAGUGGGACCACUGGACAGUGCAUCCUACUUGGACAAAAUUAAAAACUUCCUGACAUCAAUAGAAAAGGAUAAAUGUUCUUUAAACAAGAUAAAAAUUGAGUGGAAAGAUUUAUCAAACUAUCUGACUGACAUAGAUAAGAAGCUGUUAGAAAGCCAGAUCAAGCAGCUUGAACAUAGUUGGGAACAACUGGAACAACUGGUCCAGAAGAAAUAUUCUCAGCAAGUCAUGGAAUACAAUGAAUUUUCUUUUCUUAUGCAUGAGGUCCAAGAUCUUGAGAUUUUCCUGCAGCAGAAGCAGCAGCAUCUACAGUUAAGGCUGAACUCUUCAGAGGAUCUAGAAGAGAGCGAAAGCAUGCUAAGCUUGGCCACUGAGCUCCAGGCCAUCAAACACAGAUUUUCUGUCUUCAAAAGGAAAACUGAACUGCUGAUAAAGAGGAUAUGGGGGGGGAAAGAAAAGAACCUUUUGGAGAAUGCAAUAAAUAGUUUUCAGCAGCAACUGGGAGUGUUGGAACCGUUAAUGACAGAGGUAGAAAAUCAGACCAAAAAGUGUGAAAUAAGGAACAAGAUUAAAGAGACUAUAUUGUGGGUCAAGAAUUUGUUAGGUGAACUCAUUCCUACCAUUUCCCUUCUCCCAGACGAGAUUCUUUCACAGAUCAGAAAAUGCAAGGAGAUGCACAGUGGCAUUCUGGAAAAACAAAACACCAUAGACUCACUGGUUGAAGAGGUCAAAGACAGUAUUCCUAAUCUUACAGUGCAUGAGAGCAACGAUUUAAAUAACUUCCUCCAGGACUUACAGAAUCAAUACCAAAUGCUGGUUCUAAAAUCUACCCAAAGAUCACAGCAAUUAGAAUUGAAAUUAGAAGAAAGAAGCAAAUUUGUUGCAAUAAUAGAGACGAUUCAAUUUUCACUUCAAGGAAAUGAAGCUCUGAUAAUUCCCAAGGCAGAAACAACCUCCACAGAAGCUGAAUUGGAACAAGAACAUGCCACUUUGAUGACAUCUCAGAAGGAACUGCUAGAAAUUCAGAGUGUUAUUUCAACAUAUCUACAGGAACAAACAAACAUCUGUAAGGACCUAAGUGUGUUUGAAAGACUAUUUCUGGAUGAUCAGUUGAAAAAUCUUAAGACUAGAGCCAAGAGAACACAAAGAUUCAUUCAGAAUAAAUGUAACCAAAUAGAAAACAAAUUAGAUUUUUACAGAGAAUUCCAGGAAAAAGCAGCUGUGUUUCAGCAGGAAGUUGAUAGUAUUCUGCACAAGAGAUUGCCACUAAAGCAAGGAAUAAAUCAAGGCAUGAAAGAGGAGUUCUAUAGUCUUAAAGAGCAACUCACUGGUAUUCAAUCCAGUAUCCAACAGGUAUUGAAACUCAAGGAACUAUUUCACUCUAUAGGCCUAAAUUUGGAUUGUUCCCAACUUGACCAUUUACAAUCCCAAGUAUCUGAGAAAGAAAAGGAACUUGAAGAAAAAAUUAAGCAGUUGGACACAUUUGUGGCAGAACAUGACAAAUAUCAAUCAUCACUAAGGAAACUAAGGGCUAGAGAUUUGCAGAUUCAGCAAAGGGCUGAAGCAGCACUAAAAGCACCUUAUACUUCAGAAAGUAGUCUGCCCAGUGUUCAAAUUGUGAAUCAGAGACUUGAGAAAAAUAUGGGCUCAUAUCUUGAGAUAAUAAAGAAAUUAAGUGAAAGUGAAGUUUUUGAUGGCUCAUUCAAAGAGAAAGAAAUACUGCAAAUAAAGCAGUAUGCAGAAGAAAGUGAUAAGUUACAGAAGGUUCUCCAAAAUAGAGCACUAGAAUGCCACCCCAAAGAUAUAGAUGAAAAGAAUUUUCUGGACAAACUUGAAAAUUCCUUAGAUGUUUUAAAUCAUAUAAAAUCUCAAUUACAGCAGCCUUUGCUUGUAAAUUUGAAAACUGAACAUAUCCAGAAUGAAAAAGAUAAUUGCGAAGCACUUCAAGAACAAAUUCAGUUAGAAAUGUAUAGGAUCAGAGCUGUGAAUGUCAUUGAGAAACAAAGAGAAGAAAACUCUUCUGGAGCUAGUGACGUGCAGAUAAAACUUGAGAACAUUGAUGAUCUUUACCUGCAGCUUUAUACAAACAUUGAUAUGCGCACAAAUAUCUUGAAUGAUGCUUAUGAAAAUAUGGUACACUAUGACAAAGCCAUCACCAGGACAACAGGAAUCAUCACAGCCCUGGAAGCCAUCCUUGCAGCCCCUCAGGUAGACCUCGAUAAUCCACAAGAAUCACUGGAGAAAGUUCACCAGCAACAAGAAGAAUUAGAAUCUGCAAUAGCCAAUAUCCAGGGCCUCUCUGAGAAAUUGGGGACCAUCUGCUGCCCAGAAGCCAAACUACAGCUUCAGUCCACUCUGCAGAAAGUAGUUGCUAAGAACUCAGCCUUGGAGGAGGCAGUCAAAAUAAAAGAAACUGAGAUAGAAAGGUGUCUGGAGAAUUACAAGUGCUACAAAAAAAUUAGAGAGAAAAUUUGCACUACCCUCUGCCAAAUGGAAACACUUCUUGGGCAGUCCAUGUCUUCCUUGCCAAUGUCGUACAAAGAAGCUUUAGAGCGCUUAGAACAGAGCAAGGCCUUGGUCUCAAGUCUUACAUAUACCAAGGAAGUGUUCAUGAGGUUACGUCAGGUCUUCACGCACUUGAGACCUACAUGCACAGAUGCUGGCAGGUGUUUGCUCAGGACCAUAGCGGCCCUGUGGGAGCGCUGGCUGAAUCUACUAGAUGCUGCUAAAGAGUGGGAGCUGUGGUGUGAAGAACUGAAGCAGGAGUGGAAAUUUGUCAAUGAGGAAAUUGAAAGAGAAGCAAUUAUUUUAGAUAACCUUCAAGAGGAACUCCCUGAAAUUUCCAAAACAAAAGAGGCAGCCAGCACAGAGGAACUCUCUGAGCUGCUAGACUGUUUCCAUCACUAUGAACAGAAUGUGGAGAACCAGCAGCUGUUACUGGCCUUGCUUCUUCAGCGCAUAAAGAGCAUACCGAAUGUCCCUGAAAACGUACAGGCUAUGGAGUCUGUUCCAGCAUUUCAAGAGAUUACAUCUAUGCAAGAACGAUGUAACAAACUUUUGCAGAAAGCUCAGAAAAAUAAGGAACUGAUACAGAAUGAAAUCCAAGAGAGAGAUUCUUUCACAAAAGAAGUGAUUACCUUAAGGAAGUUAUUUCAGCAGACCACAACUUCUCUCCAAAAUAUGGAAUCACAAGACCACCCAGAAAAGUCCGAAAAGUUUGAGGAGCUUCAAAACAUUUUUAAGAAGGGGAAAGUAACUUUUGAGAAUAUUAUGGAAAAACUACGAAUCAAGUAUUCUGAAAUGUACACCAUAGUCCCUGCAGAGGUUGACUCCCAGGUGGAAGAAUGCAGAAAAGCUUUAGAAGACCUAGAUGAGAAGAUUAACAAUGAAGUCUUGAAAAUCUCACCAUCAUAUGCAAUGAGCAGAAAAAUAGGUGAAAUUAACAGUGGGCUUCAUAAUGUAGAAAAGAUGUUGCAACAGAAAAGCAAAAAUAUUGAGAAAGCUCAAGAAAUUCAAAAGAAAAUGUGGGAUGAGCUGGAUCUCUGGCAUGCCAGGCUAAAUGAGCUGGAUUCUGAAGUUCAUGACAUUGUUGAACAGGACCCAGGACAGGCACAAGAAUGGAUGGAUAACUUGAUGAUUCCUUUCCAGCGGUAUCAGCAAGUAUCACAGAGAGCUGAAUCUAGAACCUCACAGUUAAAUAAGGCCACAGUUAAGAUGGAGGAAUAUCAUGAUCUCUUGAAGAGUACUGAAGUUUGGAUAGAAAACACCAGUAGUUUGCUGGAAAUUCCUGCUGACUAUGAUUCUUUGAAGUUGUUGAGUCAGCGUGCCAGCAUCCUUCAGAUGGCACUGGAAGAUUCAGAACAGAAGUACAAUCUUUUGCAUUCAAUGUUCACAGAUCUGGAAGAUUUGUCAGUAAUUUUUGAAACAGAUACUUUAGCCCAGUCCAUACAAGAUUUAAGUCAUCAAGUAGCAGAUUUACAACAAAAAAUAAUGGAAAGUCUUCCACAGAUUCAGCGUAUGGCUGAUGAUGUAACUGCUAUUGAAACUGAGGUAAAAACAAUGGAGAAGAGAGUUUCAAAAAUCAAAGCUAUCCUGUUAUCAAAAGAAAUAUUUGAUUUUUCACCUGAAGAACAUCUUAAGCAUGGCGAGGUCAUUCUUGAAAAUAUGCGCCCCAUGAAGAAAACCAUUGCUGAAAUCAUGUCUUAUCAAGUGGAGCUGAGAUUACCACAGACAGGAAUGAAACCUCUGCCUGUGUUUCAGCGGACAAAUCAGCUUUUACAAGAUAUAAAACUGUUGGAAAAUGUGACUCAGGAACAAAAUGAGUUAUUAAAGAUAGUUAUAAAGCAGACGAAUGAAUGUGAUGAGGAAAUAGAAAGUUUGAAACAGAUCUUAAAUGAUUAUGCAGCUGAGUUCUCCCUUGAACAAGUGUCGCUAGACCUGGAUCCUAACCUGCCACAAGUACAGGGAGAAAUGGAAAAUAUGGAAAAGCAGAUUAUGAGUUUGAACCAGAAAAAAGAAGACCUGCUGGUACACUUGAAGGCAGCCCUGCUAAAACUUCACCAGCAUUUACAGCAAGAACAGCAAGAAUUGGAGAAAGAGAUUCUCUUAGCACCAGAAGAGGAUGGAGUCGAUGAGAAGGAACUUUCAGAAUGGCAGGUAAACAGAACAUGCUCUAUGUCUCUCCUGCCAGCAGUGGAAGAGGAGGCUGAAGAGAGCACCCUGAAGAGUGAAAAUGGAAACAAAAAGACAGAGCCAUCAUCUUGGCCUUUACUCUGGAAGCAUGACAAGGACUUGGAGGAAGACAGAGCAUCCUCAUCCUCUGGAACAAUAAUCCAGGACUCAGUUGAGAAAAUAAGCAUAUGUGCUAGUUCCAUGGCUCAGCUUCUUGCACCAAAUUCACUAAACCCUGAACAAGGUCCAGAGUUCUCCCUGAGUCCCAGCCCAACAGAGCAGGGCGCCACACCCCCUACGAAGAAGGCUACAGUUCUGGGCUUUUCUGAUGAACAAGGAACUUUUGAGGCCACGGCAGAGAGUCCUAGGCCUGAGCCUGCGGAAGUGCUCCAUGUCUGCAAGACCCAGGUGGCCGAGCUGGAGCUGUGGCUGCAUCAAGCCAACGUGGCAUUCGAGCCGGAAACAUUAAACGCAGACAUGCAGCAGGAGGUGGAACAGCAGCUGGCAGGGUGCCAGGCCAUGCUGACAGAGAUUGAGCAUAAAGUCGCGUUCUUGUUGGAGAACUGCAAAGAUCAGGGCUUAGGAGACAGUGGAGCCACACAGCUAGAGGCAGAAGCACUUUCCUUGAAACUGAAAACUGUGAAGUGCAAUUUGGAAAAAGUCCAGAUGAUGCUUCAAGAGAAAUACAGUGAAGACCAGCAUUCUGCCAUUCUAAAGAAACCUUCAGAGCAUCAAAAAGUUCUCCAUGCAGACAACCUUUUUGAAUUUGAAUCAACUGUAACUGAAAGGACACAAUUCUGCAGACAAAAAGAUUUCCAGCAGCAACAGGUUCUGGAAUUAAAACCUACAGAGCAAAAAGAUUUAAUCAAGUUCAUAGAUUGUAAUGCUCAAAAAAGGUGGUCCCACUCUUGCCAGCAUCAUACAGAUGCAACUCAGAAGUCACCUGUGAGUAAUAAGGCAUCCAGCCCUGAAAAUGAUGCUCCAGACUUGGUUUUGUCACCCCAGGGCCAACGGGGAGAUAAAUGGCAAUAUUUACAUCAUGAACUCUCAUCAAAAACUCAUCUACCUCUACCUCAGCUUGUGCAGCCUCAGGUUGCCACAAAUACGAGUAUUCUACCCAGUGUAAGUGUGUAUAGCUUUAGAUACCCAACCAUGGAAGAGCUGAAAACCUGUACCAUCCACCUUGAAGACUUGCGUCAAGAAGCAAAUGACCUUCAGACACAGGAAAACAUGACAGAAGAAACAUACACAAACUUGGAUAAAAAAUUAUUUGAACUAUUUCUGACCCUCUGCCAGUGUCUUGGCAGUGUCCAGGAGGUACUGCAAACACCUGGGCUCUUCAGAGAGGACAUUUGUACCCAGCACACGCACUACGAGAUGCUGGCUCUUGAGCUAAAAAAACUCUACUUAGCUAUGAGUGACAAGAAGGACAAUAUCUUGAAAGCCAUGACUCAGUCUGGCAAGAACACCAGCUUGCUCCCUGAGUGUUUUGAUAACCUCCAAGUCUACCUGGAGCACACCCAGACUGCCGCAGCCUCCAAAAGCAAGUCCCUGAAAGCUGGCCUUGAUUACAACUGCAGUUAUCAGAAUGAAAUAAAGCGAUUAUAUGAUCAACUUACUAAAAACAAAACAUCUUUACAACAGACUCUGAAUGAAAUUAGUGGCCAGAGUAUUGAUGAACAGCUUCAGAAAGCAGAUGUUUGUACAGUGGAGCUGCAAAACUCUGAAACUCUGGUGGCAAAACUAAGAGAUGAAGGGGAGAGACUUCACCUCCCCUCUGUUCUGCUCCAAGAGGUAUACAAACUAGAGGACGUACUUGACAGCAUGUGGGCACUCCUGCGAGCCAGGUACACGGAACUUGGCAGCCCGUUUUUCAUCACCGAGAGCCAGCAAGAUGCAUUGCUGCAGGGCAUGGUAGAGCUAGUGACUAUUGGAAAGGAAAAGCUUGCUCAUGACCACAUACACCAAACCAAAAGUAAAGUGGCCUUACAGGCUCAAAUACAAAAUCACCAGCUUUUUUUUCAGAAGCUUGUUGCUGACAUGUUGUUGAUCAAAGCAUAUUCCAACAAAAUGCUUCCUCCUUUAUUGCAAAAGAGAGAAACAUUUUGGGCUGAACAAGUAAAAGAGGUUAAAUUACUAGAAGAAAAAUCACAACAACGUGGAAUACAGCUGCAAAGUUUGUUGCAGAAAUGGGAAGAGUUUGAUGAAAACUAUGCCUCCCUUGAAAAGGACCUGGAAAUUCUUGUGCCUACAUUGCCCUCUGUGAGUUUGGUAGAAGAGACAGAAGAAAGACUAGUGGAAAGGAUUGCAGUUUACCAGCAAAGAAAAAGAAACAUUGAUGAGAAGCGUGCCUGGCUUUACCAGACUCUGAAUGAAGGCAAACAGCUGGUGGCAUCUGUGAGUUGUCCUGAACUAGAAGACCAGAUUGUAAAACUAGAAGAACAGUGGUUGUCCCUAAACAAAAAAAUUGAUCAUGAACUACACCGACUGCAAACACUUCUGAAGCAUCUGCUCAGUUAUAACAGAGAUUCAGAUCUAUUAACCAAGUGGUUGGAAUCUUCUCAGCAAACUCUGAAUUACUGGAAAGAACAGUCACUCAAUGUGUCUCAAGACUUGGAUACAAUCAGAAGUAAUAUAAGCAAUCUUCUUGAGUUUUCAAAGGAACUUGAUGAUAAGUCCUCCUUGAAGACAGCAGUUAUAAGUACUGGGAACCAGCUUCUUCACCUGAAAGAAGCAGACACAGCUACCCUCAGGGCUUCACUAGCCCAGUUUGAGCAAAAAUGGACAAUGCUCAUAACUCAGCUUCCAGAUAUUCAAGAAAAACUUCACCAGCUUCAGAUGGAGAAAUUGCCAUCUCGUAAAGCAAUCACAGAAAUGAUUAGCUGGAUGAACAAUGUAGAGCAUCAAACUGCAGAUGAAGGUGCUGAGCACUCAGUCAGCUCUGCAUCUGAAGUUAAAAAUCUCCUUCAGAAGUACAAGGAGUUUAGAAUGGAAAUGGACUAUAAACAAUGGGUAGUUGACUUUGUUAACCAGUCCUUACUUCAGCUAAGCACCUGUGAUGUAGAGAGUAAACGCUAUGAGAGAACAGAGUUUGCAGAGCACCUGGGAGAGAUGAACCGCCAGUGGCACCGGAUACAUGGAGCACUAAAUAGAAAGGUACAACAUUUAGAACAACUUUUGGAAAGUAUCACUGAGAAUGAAAACAAAAUACAGAUUUUAGAUAACUGGAUGGAGGCCCAAGAGGAGAGACUGAAAACUUUGCGAAAACCUGAAAGCGUGACCUCUGUGCAGAAGAUGCUGCUAGAUUGUCAGGAUAUAGAAAAUCAACUUGCAAUUAAAUCCAAAGCAUUGGAUGAAUUGAGACAAAGUUCCCUGACCUCAGAGAGUGGGACAAUGCCACUAUUAGAAGAUAUGGCAUCCAGAAUUAAUGGAUUAUUUCAAAAGAGGAACAGUGUUACCAGCCAGGUCAGUGAGCUCAAAGCCUCCGUGCAGUCCAUCUUACAGGAGUGGAAGAUCUGUGACAAGCUCUAUGAGAAUGUGAAUACAAUGACUGUCCGUUUAUGUUACUGCUUGGAGCACAGCAAACCUGUUGUUUUAUCUUUGGAGGCCUUGAGCUGCCAGGUGCAGAACCUUCAGUCUCUUCAAGACGAAGCUGAGAGCAAUGAAGGCAUUUGGGAAAAACUCCAGGAGAUUAUUAGAAAACUCAAAGACCACUGCCCCUCAGUUGCUGAAAUAAUUAAAGAGAAAUGCCAAGAUACUCACACAAGGUGGACCCAGGUAAACCAAGACAUUGCAGACCAGCUGCAGAAGGCCCAGAGUCUGCUGCAGCUCUGGAACGCCUAUAACAGCGCUCACACCAACACCAUGGCAAGGCUGGAGCAACAAGAAGCAAAGUACCAAGAGCUUGCAAACAUCAAUAUGUCUGGAAACAACCUGGCAGAGAUCUUGACCCCAGCCUUGCAAGACAUAAAAGAGCUUCAGCACGAUGUGCAGAAGACAAAAGAAGCCAUUCACCAAAAUGCCACUCUCCUGGAUCGACUCCUCAAGCCUACAGAGUCCAGCUCCCACGUGCUCCUCUCUGGUCACCAGCACUCACUCCAGAGGGCUUCUUACUUGGAAACCAUGCUGCUCAUGAAAACAAACGAAUUUGAGUUUGUUCUAUCAGAGUUCAAGGAUUUUGGGGACCAGUUGGAAUCUUUAAAAGGUCUUAUUAUGCAUGAAGAAGAGAAUUUAGACAAACUCUACCAGCAAGAAAAAGAAGAAAAUUCUGGCAUAUUUCUGAAUCAUGUGCUGGCGCUGACAGCCCAGUCACCCGACGUUGAACGUCUGAAUGAAGUGAGCCUCAAGCUUCCCCUGAGUGAUGUGGCGGUGAAGACGCUACAGAAUGUGAACCGGCAGUGGAUCCGGGUCACAGCAACAGCCCUAGAACGCAGCAGUGAGCUUCAGGGAAUUGAAUUGAAUGAGAAGUUUCUUCUUUGCUGCGAAAAGUGGGUCCAACUUUUGGACAAGAUAGAAGAAGCCCUCAGAGUGGCUCUCGCUGAUGGCCUUCCAGCCCUCCUAGAACAGCAGAAAACAUUCGAGAUGCUGGAAGCUGAAGUUUCUCUAACCCAGACAAUUGCUGAUUCCUAUGCCAUCCAGUCUUUACAACUCCUGGACACAUCAGAAAUGGAGUCCCGAGAGGAAUUUGUUCCGAAGUUCACGAAGCUGAAGGACCAGUGGCAGAGCGCUGCCCAGGGCGUUUGGCAGAGGAAGGGUGACAUCGGAGAGCUGGUGGGGCUGUGGCGGUUCUUCAGCUGCUCUGCAGAGGAUCUGCUCCGCUUCCUCACGAGCACCAGCCACCUCCUGUCGGCAGUGAAGACCCAGGAUCACUACAGCUUCUACCAAGUUAGGAGUCUGAUCCACGAGCUGAAGAAUAAAGAAAUUCAUUUUCAGAGGUGGCAGGCCACCUAUACACUAACCUUGGAAGCUGGGGAAAAGUUACAGAACACAACUAAUGCAGAUACUAAAGAGUCAAUUGGCAGGAGACUUAGCCAACUUCAGGACAACUGGAAGGACACCAAGCUGCAAGUAGGGGAGAUGAUCAAGCAACUCCGGAGCAUUGUAGAGACCUGGGACCAGUGUGAAAAGAAAAUCAAGGAGUUGAAAAGUAGGCUGCAAGUUUUAAGGACACAAAGCAAAGAGCCUCUUCCAGAAGUUCAUGAGGACCUCCAGAAAAAGAAAGAACUGAUUAAGGAACUAGAGAAGGCUUUGGCUAACUGGACUCAGAACUUGCAAGAACUUCACGCGAUGAAAGCCGAUUUAACCCAGCACAUUCUUGUGGAAGACGUGAUGAUUUUGAAGGAGCAAAUAGAGCAUUUGCACAGACAAUGGGAGGACCUCUGCUUAAGAGUAGCUAUACGCAAACAGGAGAUUGAAGACAGGCUGAAUUCAUGGAUUGUGUUCAAUGAAAAAAAUAAAGAGUUGUGUGCAUGGCUCGUGCAGAUGGAAAACAAAGUUCUGCAGACAGCAGAUAUCAGCAUUGAGGACAUGAUUGACAAGCUACAGAAGGACUGCAUGGAAGAAAUAAACCUGUUUAGUGAAAACAAGUUGCAAUUAAAGCAAAUGGGUGACCAGCUGAUCAAGGCCAGCAACAAGACAAGAGCAGCUGAGAUAGAUGACAAGCUCAACAAGAUUAACGACCGCUGGCAACAUCUUUUUGAUGUCAUUGGAUCAAGGGUGAAGAAGCUGAAGGAGACCUUUGCUUUUAUUCAGCAGUUGGACAAAAACAUGAGCAACCUUCGCACCUGGCUGGCUCGGAUUGAGUCCGAGCUGUCAAAGCCUGUGGUCUAUGAUGUCUGCGACAACCAGGAGAUACAGAAGAGGCUCGCUGAGCAACAGGACCUGCAGAGGGACAUCGAGCAGCACAGCGCAGGCGUGGAGUCUGUGUUUAACAUCUGCGAUGUGCUGCUGCACGACUCCGACGCCUGUGCCAACGAGACCGAGUGCGACUCCAUUCAGCAGACCACCAGGAGCCUGGACAGGCGCUGGAGAAACAUCUGCACUAUGUCCAUGGAGCGGCGGAUGAAAAUUGAGGAGACAUGGCGCCUGUGGCAGAAGUUUUUGGAUGAUUACUCCCGCUUUGAGGACUGGCUCAAGUCAGCUGAGAGGACGGCGGCCUACCCGAAUUCCUCGGAGGUCUUGUACACAAAUGCCAAAGAAGAGCUGAAGAGGUUUGAGGCCUUUCAGCGGCAGAUCCACGAGCGGCUCACUCAGCUGGAGCUCAUCAACAAGCAGUACCGGCGGCUGGCCCGGGAGAACCGCACCGACGCGGCCAGCAAGCUGAAGCAGAUGGCCCACGAAGGCAACCAGCGCUGGGACGACCUCCAGAAGCGGGUCACGGCCAUCCUGCGCAGACUCAGACAUUUUACCAACCAAAGGGAAGAAUUCGAGGGGACCAGGGAGAGCAUUCUGGUGUGGCUCACAGAGAUGGACCUACAGCUGACCAACGUGGAGCACUUCUCAGAGAGUGACGCUGAUGACAAGAUGCGGCAGCUGAAUGGUUUCCAACAGGAAAUCACACUCAAUACCAACAAGAUUGAUCAGCUGAUUGUUUUCGGGGAGCAGCUCAUUCAGAAGAGCGAGCCCCUGGAUGCUGUGCUGAUUGAAGACGAGCUGGAGGAGCUGCACCGCUACUGCCAGGAAGUGUUCGGCAGGGUCUCACGCUUCCACCGGCGGCUGACCUCGCCCGCUGCGGGCUUGGAAGAUGAGAAGGAGGCCUCUGAGAAUGAAACAGACAUGGAAGACCCCCGGGAGAUCCAGACUGACUCAUGGCGGAAAAGGAGAGCGAGUGAGGAGCCCUCAUCCCCUCAGUCCCUCUGCCAGCUGGUGCCCCCUGCUCCAGGGCCAGAGCGGUCUGGCUGUGAGACUCCCGUCAGUGUGGACUCCAUCCCCCUAGAAUGGGAUCACACAGGUGAUGUGGGGGGCUCGUCCUCUCAUGAAGAAGAUGAGGAAGGCCCAUUCUACAGUGCACUGUCAGAUAUAGAAAUCCCUGAAAAUCCUGAGGCAUAUCUUAAAAUGACCACAAAAACUUUGAGAGCGUCUUCUGGUAAAUCCAUUUCUGAGGGCCCCUCGUGGCACGUUCCUGACAGCCCUUCCUGUCCCAAGCAUCGCUACAAACCGAUGGGAGGUGAUAGGAAUGUACGGCCCAUCCCCCCAGAUUCCAGCACCCCUUAUAAGCCUGCCUAUGUAAAGCUGCUAUUAGCUCCAGGCACUGACGGUGGCAAAGAAGAGCCCCACAUCUUGAAUGGCAGCUCACGACAGGAAGACGGUGUCCUGGCCAGCCUAACUGGGCAGCAGUCAGGUGCCUUUGAAAGAUGGGAGCUGAUCCAAGCACAAGAACUCCACAGUAAACUCAGAAUAAAACAAAACCUUCAGCAGUUGAACUCUGAAAUCAGUGACAUUGACACGUGGCUGAAGAAAACUGAAGCAGAGCUGGAAACACUAAAAAUGGCAGAGCCUCCCUCUGAUGUGCAGGAAAUGGGACUCCAAGUGAAGAGACUGAAGGAGAUACUAAAAGCCUUUGACAUCUACAAGGCUUUAGUGGCCUCUGUCAACGUGAACAGCAAGGAAUUUCUGCAAGCCGAAAGCACUGAAUCCCAGGAGCUCCGCAGCAGACUGGGCCGGCUGAGCCUCCGCUGGGACGCGGUGCAGGGUGCGGUGGAGCGCUGGAGAGAGAGCCUGCGGCAGUCGCUCAUGCAGUGCCAGGACUUCCACCAGUUGAGUCAAAAUUUGCUGCUGUGGUUAGCAAGUGCCGAGAGCCGAAGGCAGAAGGCCCAUGUUACUAGCCCAGAGGCAGACCCCCAGCUUCUGGAAAGUCAGGAAGAACUCCUGCAACUGAAAAAGGAGCUCAUAGACCAUCAAUCUCAAGUAAACUCCUUACAAGAGAUUUCAAACAGCCUUCUGAUUAAGGGGCAUGAAGAAGACUACAUUGAGGCAGAAGAAAAGGUACAUGUAAUUGAGAAGAAACUCAAGCAACUACUUGAGCAAGUGUCCCAAGAUAUAACGUCCUUGCAAGGAAGCCAGAACCCAGACACAUCUCUACCCGGCCUUGAUGAGGUAGACUCUGGCGCUCAGCCUCCAGCAGCAUCCCUGCCAGCUCCCCAAGUGAAGUUCGGAAUAGCGAGGACUACGAAAGGCAAGAACAAGACAGAUGGCAGGGUUCCUGGCCUCACAGACCCCAGCAGCUCAAGGCCUCAGCGCUCCUUCCUCUCCCGGGUGAUGAGGGCAGCGCUGCCCCUGCAGCUGCUCCUUCUUCUGCUGCUGCUCCUGGCCUGUCUGCUGCCCUCCUCCGAAGAAGACUACAGCUGUACUCAGGCCAACAACUUCGCCAGGUCCUUCUACCCCAUGCUGAGGUACACCAACGGGCCACCCCCCACAUAGAGGGCUCAGCACUACCUGUCCGGCCCACCUACCUGUGGGCUGGGCUAGAGUUCUGCCAGGACAGCUUUGCGGGAUGCUUUUCCUCCAGGGGA
This is a messenger RNA of Condylura cristata (star-nosed mole), 20819 nucleotides long. It is a transcript of the gene SYNE2, whose product is annotated as spectrin repeat containing, nuclear envelope 2. The record is from RefSeq and is a predicted model, not a curated record. Bases 1 to 20727 code for a protein of 6908 amino acids. Gene Ontology annotation, molecular function: protein binding. The transcript has 115 exons. NCBI's taxonomy places the organism in Eukaryota, Metazoa, Chordata, Mammalia, Eulipotyphla, Talpidae. Gene Ontology annotation, cellular component: membrane.